GUGCGCCGUUAACACUGCGCAGUAGAAGAUUGUUGUCCGCCAUCACUGCAAGAGAAGCUAGGCAAAAUUUGAGGGAAGUGUGACAACAACAGCGCAGAGAGACGGACCCAAACCCAAGGGGAAGGUCGAGGGAGAUCUUUACCACUUUGCAUUUGAAGGCCUCCCUGUUGCAGCCUAAAAUAGUAUUUCAUGUUAACUUAGAGACGACGGACGUACUAACUAAUCAUGUCCAACCUCAAAGGCGGCGUCAAGAAAGACACCAAGAUGAGGAUAAGAGCCUUUCCUGGACAUGGAGCCUGCGAGAAGAGUCCUGUGGCUUCAAGCUAUUCGAAAUGGGAAAUGUCGUAAAUCGGUGUAGAAGUAGGCUACACGUAGCUGUGUGUGUGGGGAAACAUUUUAAUCACAGAUGACAAUGGAUGAGAAGUAUGUCAACAACAUCUGGGACCUUCUGAAGAACGCCAUCCAGGAGAUCCAGAGGAAGAACAACAGCGGGCUGAGCUUCGAGGAGCUCUACAGGAACGCCUACACCAUGGUGCUGCACAAACACGGCGAGAAGCUCUACACGGGCCUGCGUGAGGUCGUCACCGAGCACCUCGUCAACAAAGUACGAGAAGAUGUCCUCAACUCAUUAAACAAUAACUUCCUGCAGACAUUAAAUCAAGCUUGGAAUGAUCACCAGACGGCAAUGGUCAUGAUCCGAGACAUCCUCAUGUACAUGGACCGGGUGUACGUGCAGCAGAACAACGUGGAGAAUGUGUACAACCUGGGCCUGAUCAUCUUCCGAGACCAGGUGGUGCGCUACGGCUGCAUCCGAGACCACCUCCGCCAGACCCUGCUGGACAUGAUCGCACGCGAGAGGAAGGGCGAGGUGGUGGAUAGGGGAGCGAUCAGGAACGCUUGUCAGAUGCUGAUGAUUCUCGGCCUGGAGGGCAGGACUGUGUACGAGGAAGACUUUGAGGCCCCAUUCUUAGAAAUGUCUGCAGAAUUCUUCCAGAUGGAGAGCCAGAAGUUCCUAGCGGAGAACAGUGCCAGUGUGUACAUCAAGAAGGUGGAGGCCAGGAUCAACGAGGAGAUAGAGCGGGUGCUGCACUGCCUGGAUAAAUCCACAGAAGAGCCCAUUGUCAAGGUGGUGGAGCGGGAGCUCAUCUCCAAACACAUGAAGACCAUCGUGGAGAUGGAGAACUCUGGCCUGGUCCACAUGCUCAAGAACGGCAAGACCGAAGACCUGGGCUGCAUGUACAAGCUGUUUAGCCGUGUGCCUAACGGCCUGAAGACCAUGUGUGAGUGUAUGAGCUCCUACCUGAGGGAGCAGGGCAAGGCUCUGGUGUCAGAGGAGGGAGAGGGCAAGAACCCUGUCGACUACAUCCAGGGCCUGUUGGACCUGAAGACGCGGUUCGACCGCUUCCUCCUGGAGUCGUUCAACAACGACCGGCUCUUCAAGCAGACCAUCGCCGGAGACUUUGAGUACUUCCUCAACCUAAACUCCCGUUCCCCCGAGUACCUCUCCCUCUUCAUCGACGACAAGCUCAAGAAGGGAGUCAAAGGGCUGACAGAGCAGGAGGUGGAGUCGAUCCUGGACAAGGCCAUGGUGCUUUUCCGGUUCAUGCAGGAGAAGGAUGUGUUUGAGAGGUACUACAAACAGCACCUGGCCCGGAGGCUGCUCACCAACAAGAGUGUCUCCGACGACUCUGAGAAGAACAUGAUCUCUAAGCUGAAGACUGAGUGUGGCUGUCAGUUCACCUCUAAACUGGAAGGGAUGUUCAGAGACAUGAGCAUCUCCAACACCACCAUGGACGAGUUCCGACAACACCUACAGUCCACGGGGGUGUCUCUAGGGGGGGUCGACCUCACCGUAAGAGUACUCACCACUGGCUAUUGGCCCACGCAGUCGGCCACGCCCAAGUGCACCAUCCCCCCCUCCCCCAGACAUGCCUUUGAGGUCUUUAGAAGGUUCUACUUGGCCAAACACAGCGGCAGACAGUUGACACUCCAGCACCACAUGGGCUCAGCAGACCUCAAUGCCACCUUUCACGGUCUCAUCAAGAAGGAGGAUGGUUCGGAGGUAGGAGUGGGAGGAGCACAGGUGACAGGCUCGAACACCAGGAAACACAUACUGCAGGUCUCUACUUUCCAGAUGACCAUCCUCAUGCUCUUCAACAACAGAGAGGAGUCCACCUUCGAGGAGAUCCAGCAGGAGACGGACAUCCCGGAGAGGGAGCUGGUGCGAGCGCUGCAGUCGCUGGCCUGCGGGAAGCCCACCCAGCGCGUCCUCACCAAGGAGCCCAAGUCCAAGGAGAUCGAGAACGGCCACGUGUUUACAGUCAACGAUCAGUUUACCUCCAAGCUGCACAGAGUCAAAAUACAGACAGUCGCUGCUAAGCAGGGGGAGUCUGACCCUGAGAGAAAAGAGACGCGGCAGAAGGUAGACGACGACAGGAAGCACGAAAUUGAAGCAGCCAUCGUCCGCAUCAUGAAGUCCAGGAAGAAGAUGCAGCACAACGUCCUGGUAGCAGAGGUAACCCAGCAGCUGCGGGCCCGGUUCCUCCCCAGCCCCGUGGUCAUUAAGAAGCGCAUUGAAGGACUUAUAGAGAGAGAAUACUUGGCACGGACGCCCGAGGACCGCAAAGUCUACACCUACGUUGCAUAAGUGGAGGAGAGGAGCAUUGUGGAUAAGGAGAGAUAGAGGGGUGUUUUUUUGGACUGUUGUUCGCAUGGACUGGGAAGUUCCUUUUAAAAGAAAUGCUGGGAAGCUGACUCCUCCCUUUACUAAAAAUUUAAAAAAAGUAAAUGGCAAAAAAAAAGUACAAACAAAAUCCAUGAAGCCUUGUAGAUUUUAAAAAUCAGGCCCACUACUCUUCUUACUCCCUGUGAGAACUUCAACAUGUACGGAUUCCAGCUUCAGGCUUUUCACUGUUUUACCCUUGUAGAGAUCAACCUUAAAGAAUCCCUUGGGAAAGAUGUGAACGCACCACAUUAUUUUUGUUUUCAAUACUGUAUAAAAAUGAGAAAAUGAAAUAUUAAAAACAAAAACGGCAAAUGUGGAUUGCUACAAAAAUCAAUAAAAAAUAUUGAAUAUUGA
Salvelinus fontinalis (brook trout) is the source of this 3079-nucleotide messenger RNA. Its product is annotated as cullin-3. Gene Ontology annotation, cellular component: Cul3-RING ubiquitin ligase complex. The record is from RefSeq and is a predicted model, not a curated record. Lineage: Eukaryota; Metazoa; Chordata; Actinopteri; Salmoniformes; Salmonidae. The transcript has 17 exons. Gene Ontology annotation, molecular function: ubiquitin protein ligase binding. Bases 407 to 2647 code for a protein of 746 amino acids. Gene Ontology annotation, biological process: protein ubiquitination; ubiquitin-dependent protein catabolic process.